Messenger RNA from Struthio camelus australis, 5800 nucleotides. The record is from RefSeq and is a predicted model, not a curated record. Lineage: Eukaryota; Metazoa; Chordata; Aves; Struthioniformes; Struthionidae.
GCUCUUGGAGGCACUGGCAGGUUGUUCUGUGCUGUUACCUAAAUAUGUCUGGGUUUAGAGCGGUGCCUUUCGGGGGCUCCCGCUAACAUGACGGGCAUCGCCAUUUCUGAGCCCAAGUAGGUAUUUUCUAGCAGUGCAUCACGCAAAACACAGCAGGCAGCUUCCUAGGAGUGGUCAGGCAAGAGAGCAGAGCCACGGCUAUUCCUGGUGGGUCCCCAUGAUGCCUGCCCUCAAUACGAAGGCUGCUGUGCUUCCUUGCAAAAAGGAGCGCUGUAGCUGGGAGAUGUAGAGGCCUGUAGUUUAGGUCAGACCUGUCAUACCGACUUUUAGUGCUGGUUUUGACCUGAGGCUGUUAAUCCUGCAGGGCUGUAAGAGUGGAGAGCAAAUGCAGUCUACGGGCAUAAAACCGAGUGAAGUUGCAGUGCGAGCGGUGCUGGUGCACAGCUCCAUGCUUUGCCAAGGGCAUUGGUGCAGCGAGUCCACAGAAAUGAUCAGAGGUCUCCAAAAAAGCCACUUCCUUAUGAAAUGUGAGGCUCUCAAUCUGUUCGGUUUAUCCAACGUAAGACCAAGACGGCAAUGAAUUAACAGAGGAGUCAUACCAGGUCCAAGAGAGCCUUUUUAAGCUCCUGGGAAGUGAGACGUAAGGUCCCUUUUAGCAGGAAGGACGACCAACCCUUGGAAGAAGUGACCAGCAGAAAUAAUGGAUAUCCUCGUCUCCUGGCAUCCUUCAAGUCACCAGCACUUGCCUUUCUAGAAAAGCUACUUUCUUGUAAAAAGAGACAUAAAGCCCAAGGGAUGUGCCACUGCAUUGAGUUUUAUAGCCUGAGUGACACAGGAAGUAGGGCUGAACAUAUCAAUAAUCCUUUAUGUUAGAUAACCACUCCAUCUUGAUGUGAGUCACAUUUGGGCCUUACUAGAGCACAUUAUUGACACACGGCGCCUGCGUUUGUGACAGUAAGAGAAUGAAUUCACUCUCAUUGAAGCUUAAAAGGACUAGCCUUCCUGUAUUCUUAAGAGUUGUUGAUAAGUUGGAAACUUUUAUUAGGAGGCUUAGAUCAGCCAGAUCCUGAAAGGGGGAGCUGUCAUCACGGCACAGGAAAAAUACUGAAAAUGACAAUUGUGUGUCCGCCGGCAUUGGUGGAAGUGCCGCUGUGUUGGCACGGUGUUUAGGUGUUAUUCCUGAGAGUAACAGCUUGACAGUGUCAUUCUCUGAAGGUCCUACGAAUUCCAGCUUGCAGUGCUCUUGUGAUACCCUGCUCAUGAGACCACCAAAACACUGCUUGUAGUUAAGACACUAAUUAAUUUUAAUGACUCACUAGCAAAGCACUUUGGAGUGGUAAUCACAAACCAGGACUGCACUGUGCAAACACAAAACCUAAGGGCACUCCCUACCCCAGCAAGCUUUCAAUCCAAACACUGCAAUCUAAACGCACAGCAAGAGAUAGCCCAGGGGAGAUGGAUGAGAGGGUGAGGAAACACCAGAGUGAUAUUGAUCAGCAUAAUAACAUGUUCUUAGCACACAGCUCUGAUUGCCUGGAGUUUUCAUUGUCUUCCACUGGGACAUGGCUGUAUUUGAUGUUUUAGCACUUUCUGGACUGGAGCUGAGGACUCAGUGCGUGUACUGGAGGAUUUACGGAGCGAUUUCUCGUUGGUGACUCUUCUGUCACCUUUGUGAGCGUCGGUGCACAGCGGUGGGCUGUUCUCAGGUAUGCAGGGACUGGCAGUUGUGACACCAAGCAGAAUAUUCACAAUGUCAAAGCAUUUGCUUCCCCAAGAAGGUGUUUAACCGGUUCGCGCUAUCUUCUGUGUUACCAAACCUGAAUCCCUAGGAGACGUUUGCAUGGGCUUGGAGACAUUCGUUAGUCCAUCCAGUUGUGAAAGUAUGCAACGUUACCAUGGCAUCUCAGCAACGUAAGGAAAGCUCUACCUGAAACGCUCUGGAAUUGCUGAAUCCUGACUUAACCUGACUCGAAGCUGGAUUUAAACAAUGAAUUGUAGGGGGGAUUGUAAUCAAUGUGGAGGAUCUAAACUGGCUAACUACAACACUGCAGUGGCUGGGGCAGACCCAGGAAGCAUGGUAAAUUAGACUUUUUGAGUCCCUACUGCAUUGACUAGGUUGCUACUGACACAGGGCAGAAAGCUCAAACGUUGAAUGGAAGAUAGACUCAUCCUCGCCUAAAAUCAGUGGUGCUACUCAGUGGUAAUUAAGAUUAGAAAAUGGCUUUUUGUGGAUCUGACUCUUGAUAGUGCAAAUCAGGGUGAAGUUCAGUUCUCUUACUGCUGAACUGGUGUUCCCUCCAAGGCUGCUGAGAACAGCUUUGGCUUUAUGGUGGUUUAUCUGAAAGCAGGACUAUAUUUUCCUUGGCUGGAUUGCCGCCUUAGUGCAGGCCAGACUUUGAAAUCUCGUGGCAGAGUUUAUGACCUGAUAAUAAAGGGAAUGAUCCCUUUGCAGCUAUUCAAAAAUAGUGGAAAGCCCGUGAAACUAUCUUUUGUCUCUCUGCCUCUUCUGCAUAGGUGCCCAGAAGUUUAGGCAGCAAUCUGACCUGUCUCCUUUUGAGUCUGGACUGGCACACUGGGUAUUUCCACAUGCAGGGUGCAACACACCUAAAAAUGCCUUUACUUUAGUGCUAGCAGGAAAGAGAAAGCAAAAGCUAAGACAAAGCUGGACUCUGCUAGCCUCAGAGGCUGCAGCUGGCUUUGAUUUAUGUUAAGUGGGCUGUGCCUGAAGCUGAGGCCUCUUAUCUCCUUUCUGCUAUUGCAGGGGGGGAGCUGCCUGCUCUGCAGUGAAGACUUUAAAAAUUGGUGCAUAUUCCCUCUUCUUGUUAUAACACCCUUUUACUCAAGCAGGGAGGAAGGGAGAAGCUAUGAGAAAGUGGCAAUCAGGCCCGUCCCAUUUUAAUUCUCUGCCAAGGGAGCCCAGAGCAGGCGAGGGCAGGAGCACCCGUGCUUGAUGUCCCUCAGCUGCACAUGUGGCGGAGGCGAAGGGAGGUACAGAACAAAGCCAGGUCUGAGCACAGGGACACAGCGCGCCAGGUGUGCCGUGUCCGCCUUCCUGGGCCCUUCCCUUCUCGCUCACUGGAGUCCAGCAGGUUGGGGGUGGGUGGGAAGGCUGCCAGGCACACCUAGCUCUCUGAGGCAGUAAAACGAUCCCUCUUUUGCCCUCCAGCCAAGCCCAGCUCUUCUAACGGAUAAAAGGAGAGGCGAGUCCGGAGAACUCGCUCAUUCUCUGGGUCUCCAGCGCAGCUUCCCCAAGCUUUUUAAGGGUGAGGGAUACGGAAAACAUCCUCAGAGCAGCCAUGUCCCGGUCUGUGAGUUUCAGCUCUCGCUCUGUGGCUGUCCCAGGGGUCAGCCAAAUGCGAGUCAGCACUGUCUCCUCAACUCGUGGAGGAGGGGGUGCCAGCUUUGGCAGGGCAGGUGGCUUUGGCCGCCCCGGCCUCUAUACCCGCGGCUCUGCCAGCAAUCGGAUCUCCCUCGGUAGAGGUGGCAGCUCCUACAGCGUUCACUCUGGAUACGGCUAUGGCGGCGGGCUCGGCAUGGGAUUCGGCCCCGCAGGCAUUCAGGAGGUCAACAUCAACCAGAGUCUCCUGACACCCCUGAAUCUAGAGAUCGACCCCAAUAUCCAGAGGGUGCGGAAGGAGGAGAAGGAGCAGAUCAAGACCCUCAACAACAGAUUCGCCUCCUUCAUCGACAAGGUCCGGUUCCUGGAGCAGCAAAACAAAAUGCUGGAGACCAAAUGGAGCCUCCUCCAGGACCAGAAGACCUCCCGAAGUAACAUUGCUCCCAUGUUUGAGGCAUACAUCAACAACCUGCGGCAUCAGCUGGAUGGGUUGUUGAAUGACAAAGGGCGUUUGGAGGGUGAACUGAAGAACAUGCAGGAUCUUGUUGAGGAUUUCAAGAACAAAUAUGAAGACGAAAUCAACAAGCGCACAGCAGCAGAGAACGAGUUCGUGGUGCUCAAGAAGGAUGUGGAUGCUGCCUACAUGAACAAAGUAGAGCUGGAGGCCAAGGUGGAUGCACUGACAGAUGAGAUUAACUUCCUGAGGUCUCUCUAUGAAGCGGAACUUCGUGAGCUGCAGGCCCAGAUCUCUGACACCUCUGUGGUCCUGUCCAUGGACAACAGUCGCAACCUGGACCUGGACAGCAUCAUUGCGGAGGUUAAAGCACAGUAUGAGGAGAUUGCCAACAGGAGCCGAGCGGAGGCUGAGUCCUGGUACCAGAGCAAGUACGAGGCACUGCAGGUCACUGCUGGGAAACACGGAGAUGACCUGCGCAACACAAAGAAUGAGAUCUCGGAGAUAAACCGCAUGAUCCAGAGGCUGCAGAGUGAAAUUGAAAAUGCAAAAGCCCAGCGUGCCAAGCUGGAGGCAGCCAUUUCCGAAGCUGAGGAACGUGGUGAAUUGGCCAUCAAAGACGCCAAGGCAAAGCUGGAGGAACUGGAGGCAGCUCUGCAGAAGGCAAAGCAGGACAUGGCUCGGCAGCUCCGGGAAUACCAGGAGCUCAUGAACGUCAAGCUGGCCCUGGACAUUGAGAUUGCUACCUACAGGAAGCUACUGGAGGGAGAGGAGAGCAGGUUGGCUGGCGAUGGAUUUGGCAACGUCAACAUCUCUGUGGUCAGCUCCAGCGGUGGAGGCGGCUAUUCCAGCUCCAGUGGAUUCCUGGGAGGAGGAAUUGGAGGAGGCCUUAGCCUGGGAGCAGGCAUGGGCAGCGGGGCACUUGGCUUCUCCUCUGGGGGUGGUUCCAAGUCCUACACCCUGACCACAACCUCGUCCACCAGGAGAAGCAUCAGGAAAUAAACUACAGGAACCAAAAUCAGCGGUAUCCAAAUACAUGGGGGGAGGGAAACCAUGGAAAGAAAAGUUGUGGUGUCUUUUAUAGGACAAAUUGGCUGCAAAAUUUCUGCAGUGAUGAAUGAAUUGGAAUAAGACAUACCAGAGUACCUGACCCUACUGCCUCAUGCCUAAGGCUUGAUCCUGCACUGUUGAACUCAGUGGGAACCAUUCCACUGAGAGCAGGUUCAAGCCUGUAGGGUGAAAUUUCCCCAGCGAAGCAGGUGGGAUAAUGCUUAUAUGUUACUUGUGUGUUUGGUACCCCCUGCUCAGGGCUGAAUUUCACCCUUUGAAGGGCAAAGCAAUCAUUUGAAUGGCAAACUUUUCCACAUUUCUGCUGUGGUUUUGCAAAAGAGACCAGAAGAUUAUCUCCCUCUAAGUGUGAUUUGGAAUACCUUAUACCCUUGGGAUCCUCGGAAAAUGCCAGCCCUUGUUAAGAUUUCAGUCUGGAUUUGUUUUCUUAAAAUAUACCAGGAAGAAAACAGUGGAAUUGUUUUGGAUUUUGCCUUAUUUUCUUUGGAAAUUGGCCCAGAAAUGGAAUUCAACAAAUCUCCUCUGAAUGAAGCUAAUUUCUUACUGAAGACAGUGCAGACAGAUUUACUUUCAGGCUCUUUAUAACAAGAUAACUCAUAAACAAGUUCCCCCAGUCAUUCCCUCUCCCUAAAAGAAGCCUAAAGUUUAAGGGAUAUAGAAUUGCUUAAAAUCAUAGGUAACACUGAAAUGGGAGAUAACAUUCUCCAUCCUGUGACUGCUUGUUCCUACCAAAAUGUGUCUUCAACUUAAACAUGCCAGGGAAACAGGUUUUAACUGCGGCAGGAGGAAAGAAAUAGUAAAUAAUUAACUCGAAGAAACUGCACAGAACUGCUGUAUUGCAUGCUCAGCCGUGUAUCCUAGCAUCGUAUCUCUAGUUGAAGUUUUCUGCCUUUUGGUCUGAGAGUUUGUCACAAGGCCGUUAAUAAAGAUACCCUAUUGCA